Messenger RNA from Thelazia callipaeda (thelaziosis nematode), 525 nucleotides. NCBI's taxonomy places the organism in Eukaryota, Metazoa, Nematoda, Chromadorea, Rhabditida, Thelaziidae. The record is from the annotation of a GenBank genome assembly.
AUGUUAUGGGCGAAAUGGAAGUUGGAUUUAACAAAUAUUGGACCAAAGGGUCGUACAACAGAUCCAUCUCUUACACCACCAGGUUUUUUACAGACAGGAUCUUCUACGCAUCAGGUAGAACAAAGUGGAAUCAAUGAGCAAACAGAUCACUUGGUAAAGAAACGCGCGUGGGACAUGGCUUUGCAACCUGUCAAAAGUUUACCUAUGAACAUGUUUAUGAUGUAUAUGUCUGGCAAUACAAUUAGUAUAUUUCCUAUUAUGAUGAUUGCGAUGAUGGCUUGGCGUCCUGUUAAAGCACUGAUGAGUGUUAAUCCAGUCUUUAAACCUUUACAGGAUGAGCAUAUAGGUUCACUUCUUCCUCACAAGCUUGUUUUUGUUCUUGGAAACAUGGUUGCGAUAGCGAUGGCACUUUAUAAGUUACAUGGAAUGGGAUUGUUACCUAAUCAUGCAUCAGACUGGCUUGAUUUUCAGUUACCUCCUCAACGUUUGCAAUAUUCGCUUGUUUCUGAUACUUAUAUCGCAUGA